This is a messenger RNA of Salvia splendens (bonfire salvia), 4289 nucleotides long. Its product is annotated as putative transcription elongation factor SPT5 homolog 1. Gene Ontology annotation, molecular function: structural constituent of ribosome; mRNA binding. The record is from RefSeq and is a predicted model, not a curated record. Gene Ontology annotation, biological process: transcription elongation-coupled chromatin remodeling; transcription elongation by RNA polymerase II; translation. NCBI's taxonomy places the organism in Eukaryota, Viridiplantae, Streptophyta, Magnoliopsida, Lamiales, Lamiaceae. The coding region runs from base 1297 to 3873 and encodes 858 amino acids. The transcript has 22 exons. Gene Ontology annotation, cellular component: DSIF complex; ribosome.
UAUCCAGUUAAUUUGCCUAUUGUUCCUGGACAUUGGAAAUCUAGGGAGAGAUGGCAUGAUGCAGCUUGGCCAAGAGCAGUAGUAAAAAUAGGGUUUUUAUCCAUCCCCGGGCGUAAUUUUACGAACUAAGACUGGGAUAUGUAGGUCCAUUCUUUGAUAGGAUAGGUCGUAUACUAUUUGUUUCAAAUGCAACCUAAUCUGCAAUGGUGAUUUGAUUUGAUUUGAAUGGUAACCAAUUGAAAAAAUGCAGCCUCCCCAGUCUGAAAUGUUUGAUUUUUGGCCCUUCCAGUUUCUUGUCAUCUGCAAACACUAUAAAAUAUUGGUAUAUAAGAUUUCAGAAUGCAGUUUUUGUGAAUGCAGAAUGCUUUGAGGAAUCACAGCUGAAUUGCUUGAUAGUUGGACUUCUAUUUGUGCUUCUAUUUUUUCUUCCUAGAUUUAGGGCAUCUACUUUUAUUGCACGAAACCUGUAGAUCCCCUGGCUAGUUUUCCUUCCUUUCUUAUUGUGAUUUUUAGGUUCUUUCCCAUCAAAAGCUCCUCGUAUUUGCAUAUGGGUUUUUAUUUUGGGCUCUUGGCUUCUGUAUCAGAAGUUUAUGAACAUCUGUGAAUGCAUACCACAUGUUGCAUUAUUGAGAAAGUACAGUUAUUUCUGCCUGGGAGACUAGGAGAUAAAACAACAUAGUCUCCUGGAUUAAAGUGGUUAGGUAAUUUAUGUUCAAGUAGUUAGAACCCGAUGAGAUUGACAUUUGAUCUCAGAUUUAAAUGAUGAUAUGUUGCGUACUUGCGUUUAGUCUUGCACAAUGCAUUUGAUAAAGCUAUGUGGUAUAUUAGAUUAUUUGUCUUUUUUUGUUAAUGAAGAGUGAGUAACGGAAUAUAGUAAUGAGGAGAAUAUAUAUUUCACUUUAUCAAAACUUCCUAUAUUGGGUUAUUUCUGGAUAUAGUUGGUCCUAUGUGUUGCAUCUAGUAUCCAUCACAAUCUCUCAACUUUCUCUGUGUUUUGCUCCUCUGAGCAUUUGUCCUCCCACUUUGUACUGAGAUCAACACUUGGAAAUGGAAGUCUUAUAAAGAUGACUUGUGCUCGAUUUCAUUGAUCCGGGAGCCGAUAUACCUGACGAGGAUGAUAGAAGAUUGCAUCGUCGUCCGCUGCUUCCACGUGAGGAUGAGCAAGAGGAUGUUGAGGAGAUUGAGAGAAGAAUUCAGGAAAGAUAUGCACGGAGCCUUAAUGUUGAAUAUGACGAGGAAGCAACGGAUGUAGAACAGCAAGCUCUACUGCCUUCUGUUAGGGAUCCCAAAUUAUGGAUGGUGAAAUGUGCGAUUGGCCGUGAAAGGGAGGUGGCUGUUUGCCUUAUGCAGAAGUGCAUUGAUAGAGGACCUGAAUUGCAAAUCAGAUCUGCCAUAGCACUUGAUCACCUAAAAAAUUUUAUAUACAUAGAGGCAGAUAAAGAGGCUCAUGUGAAGGAGGCUAUUAAGGGUAUGCGUAAUAUAUUUACGGGUAAAAUAAUGCUCGUUCCAAUCAAGGAGAUGACAGAUGUUCUGUCAGUUGAAAGCAAAGCAAUUGAUAUUUCUAGGGAUACCUGGGUCAGAUUGAAGAUUGGUACUUAUAAAGGGGAUCUUGCGAAGGUUGUUGAUGUGGACAAUGUGCGGCAGAGAGCCACUGUGAAAGUCAUUCCUAGGAUUGAUUUGCAGGCCCUGUCUAACAAAUUGGAAGGGAGGGAAGUCCCCAAGAAGAAGGCAUUUACUCCCCCUGCACGGUUUAUGAAUAUUGAUGAAGCUAGAGAGCUUCAUAUACGAGUUGAACGUAGAAGAGAUCCAGCUACUGGUGAUUAUUUUGAAAAAAUUGAAGGGAUGAUGUUCAAGGACGGUUUCUUGUAUAAAAAUGUCUCGUUAAAAUCACUCAGCACUCAGAAUGUUCAACCAACCUUUGAUGAACUCGAAAAAUUUAGGCAACCUGGUGAAACUGGGGAUGGGGACAUGUCAAGUUUGUCUACACUCUUUGCAAACAGAAAGAAAGGUCAUUUUAUGAAGGGUGAUAGGGUUAUAGUUGUCAAGGGAGAUCUUAGAAACUUGAAAGGAUGGGUGGAGAAGGUCGAGGAAGAUACUGUUCAUAUUAAACCAAAUGAAAAGGGCCUUCCGAAAACCCUUGCUAUUAGCGACAAAGACCUUUGCAAGUACUUUGAACCUGGAAAUCAUGUAAAGGUUGUGUCUGGUGCUACAGAGGGUGCAACUGGUAUGGUUGUCUCAGUUGAAGGUCAUGUGGUGAAUUUAGUCUCAGACACAACAAAGGAACUUAUACGUGUCUUUGCGGACAAUGUUGUGGAGAGCUCUGAAGUAACGUCUGGUGUAACUAAGAUUGGUGAUUAUGAGCUUCAUGAUCUUGUGGUGCUAGAUGACAAUAGUUUUGGUGUAAUUAUACGAGUCGAGAGUGAAGCCUUUCAGGUUCUUAAGGGUGUUCCAGAGAGACCUGAUGUUGCUCUCGCGAGGUUAAGAGAGAUUAAAUACAAGGUUGACAAGAAGAUUUUUGCUAAAGAUCGGUACAAGAAUACACUGUCUGUGAAAGAUGUUGUUAAAAUUCUUGAUGGUCCGUGUAGGGGAAAGCAGGGUCCAGUUGAACAUAUCUACAAAGGAGUUUUGUUUAUUUAUGAUCGGCAUCACCUUGAGCAUGCUGGUUUUAUUUGCGUAAAAUCGGAGUCUUGUAUGAUGGUUGGUGGAUCACGGGCGAAUGGUGAAAGGAAUGGCAAUUCCUUUACAUCAAAAUUUUCACAUCUGAGAACUCCACCACGUGUUCCUACCUCUUCCAUGAGACCACCUAGAGGUGGUUAUGGUGGUCAUAACAAUUUUGGUGGAAGAGGAGGUGGAAGAGGCCAUGAUGCUUUAAUUGGAGCCACUGUGAAAAUUCGUCUUGGCCAUUAUAAAGGUUGCAAGGGACGUGUUAAAGAUGUCAAAGGUUCCACUGUUCGGAUUGAAUUAGAAUCUCAGAUGAAGGUCGUUGCAGUUGAUCGUAGUCAUAUUUCGGAUAAUGUCAAUGUUACACCAUCCAGGGAAACUUCCAGAUAUGGUAUGGGAAGUGAGACCCCGAUGCAUCCUUCUCGCACUCCUCUGCAUCCAUAUAUGACUCCUAUGAGGGACUCUGGAGUAACUCCUUACCAUGAUGGUAUGAGGACACCUAUGCGUGACCGAGCAUGGAAUCCGUAUACACCAAUGAGUCCACCAAGGGACAAUUGGGAAGAUGGAAAUCCUGGUUCUUGGGGCACAAGUCCACAAUAUCAGCCAGGAAGUCCUCCUUCACGAGCAUAUGAAGCACCUACACCUGGUUCUGGUUGGACAAAUACCCCAAGUAACAAUUACAAUGAGGCAGGCACACCGAGAGAUAGCGGAUCUGCUUAUGCAAAUGCUCCAAGUCCAUACUUGCCCUCCACUCCUGGUGGGCAACCUCCAAUGACUCCAAGUUCUGCAUAUUUACCUGGGACACCUGGUGGGCAGCCGAUGACACCUGGAAGUGGUGGCUUGGAUAUGAUGUCGCCUGUCGUAGGUGCAGAUAGUGAAGGGCCUUGGUUCCUGCCCGAUAUUUUGGUCAAUGUUCGGAGGCCUGGUGAUGACACUACUCCAGGAGUUAUAAGAGAAGUGCUUCCGGAUGGCUCGUCUAAGAUAGCUCUUGGAUCAAGUGGUAAUGGUGAUGUGGUGACUGCCCUUCCCAACGAAAUUGAGGUAGUGCCACCAAGGAAGUUAGACAAGAUUAAGAUCAUGGGGGGUGCGCACCGUGGGGCAACUGGGAAGCUAAUUGGUAUUGACGGCACUGAUGGAAUCGUGAAAGUUGACGACACACUGGACGUCAAGAUCUUAGACAUGGUAUCAUUGGCGAAACUAGUUCAAGCGUGAAAGACGAAGCUGAAGCCGGUGAUCACCCGAGGUCAAUGUUUUGGCAGCUGGCAACAAGGUGUUGGAUUGAAACCGAAGCCUUCUAAGUUGGGCAAGAAAUGCAGAAAUUGCUACCACACACAGGGAAGAAUAGAGAAUCUGACAAGUUCAAUAUGUUGUAGCCAUUUGCCUUGUAAAAGCAUUUACCUAAUUGGAGCUGCUGUAUAUUUAUGAUUUACUAUUUGCCUAUUAGUCUAGUGGAGUACUCCUACUAUAUCUCUCUUAGUUGAAUGCUCAAUUGUAUAAAUAGUUUUAUGUACAAUUAUUCUCACAUUUCAUUUUGUCAACAUUGCCAUAUGCUACCACUUAAAACAUCUGCUUCCAGUAAUAAAAGACAAAAUUGUGUACAUCUAUCUGGAUGUACCGUUCCAAUUCAA